This is a messenger RNA of Gopherus evgoodei (Goodes thornscrub tortoise), 1543 nucleotides long. Its product is annotated as zinc finger protein 3-like. Lineage: Eukaryota; Metazoa; Chordata; Testudines; Testudinidae. The coding region runs from base 50 to 895 and encodes 281 amino acids. Gene Ontology annotation, molecular function: DNA-binding transcription repressor activity, RNA polymerase II-specific. Gene Ontology annotation, biological process: negative regulation of transcription by RNA polymerase II. The record is from RefSeq and is a predicted model, not a curated record. The transcript is spliced from 3 exons.
UUCAGAGGAAAGAGAGAUCCUGAGAGUUCCCUGCACAGCGGGUCAUGCAAUGGUAUGUGAGAAAGAGGAGCAGAAUUCUCAGCAGGAAAAUGUUGAGCAAGUGGAUAAACACAAAGAAUUAUCGCAAAGAUUGAAAAGGAAUGUGUCCAGGAGUCAUGAGCAGGGAAAAUCCUGUGAGAUUCAGCACAGACCAGAAAGAGAGCAAGGAAACCAGCCAGGGGAGAAAAUGGGUAAAUUUAUUUCCAGUCGGGGAACUCAGAAGAUUGUCAAGGAAACCGCAACACAGCAGGAAAUCCUCCUAGGAAAGAGAAAAAAUACAUGCGCUGAGUGUGGGAAAACCUUCACUUGCAGCUCAGACCUUUCUGUUCAUCAGAGAAUCCACACAGGGGAGAGGCCGUAUGAAUGCCGUGAGUGUGGAAAAAGCUUCUCUCAGAGCUCAGCCCUUUCUCAACAUCAGAGAAUCCACACAGGGGAGAGGCCCUAUGAAUGUCGUGAGUGUGGGAAAAGCUUCACUCACAGGUCUCACCUUACUGGGCAUAAGAGAAUCCACACUGGGGAGAGGCCCUAUGAAUGCCAUGAGUGUGGGAAAAGUUUCUCUAGCAGCUCAGCCCUUUCUCACCAUCAGAGAAUCCACACAGGGGAGAGGCCCUAUGAAUGCCGUGAGUGUGGGAAAAGUUUUAUUACCAGCUCAGACCUUUCCCAACAUCAGAGAAUCCACACAGGGGAGAGGCCCUAUAAAUGCCAUGAGUGUGGGAAAAGCUUCACUCGCAUCUCUCACCUUACUGGGCAUCAGAGGAUCCACACGGGGAGAGGCCCUAUAAAUGCUGUGAGUGUGGGAAAACCUUCAUUCACCGCCAGCAGCUUAUUAGCUAUCAGAGAAUCCACACAGGUAUGAGACCCAAUGGAAGCAGUGAGUGUGGGAAAACCUUGUCUUGCCACUGAGCCCAUGUGAGCCAUCAGAGAAUCUGCAAGGGGGAUCAACACCAUAAAAACCCUCUAGGACUAUCAAUACUUUAAUACUUUCCUGAUUCCCACAUAGUAACUUUUAAAAGCUGUUUGUAGCACCAAUAUCCCUCAGCUUGUCCAGAUGAGUGAGUGGCCCAUUUUUGCAUUUUGCAGUUUGACCUCUUUGAGGUGGACUCAUUUGUCCUUUCUAUCAAUUCCAUUCUCCCGUGAGUAAUUCUAAUGUGCCCUUCCUAUCAGGAACCAGGGAGCAUCACAUUUAUACCAUUCCUCCUAUUGCAAAGUUAUUGUUAGAGUCACCAGUGAUACAGAUUGUGUCAUUGCCAAUUGUUCUCAUGUUGUGCUGAAGAGCAGUUAUAAUGAGAACUUUUCAUAUUGCAUUUAAAUGAAGAGGAGCAGGGGCAGGAAUAAAGUGUCAUUUCAGCCUCUGUGAUACUGGAAGGAGAUAUAAAAAGCGACAGAGUCCUGUGGCACCUUAUAGACUAAAAUACGAAUUGGAGCAUAAGCAAGAUACAAAAACCUGUAGAAGAACACUUCAAUCUCCCUGGAGACACAAUAGCAGACUUAAAAGUAGCCAUCC